Molecule: messenger RNA, 1191 nt
Organism: Beauveria bassiana ARSEF 2860
Lineage: Eukaryota; Fungi; Ascomycota; Sordariomycetes; Hypocreales; Cordycipitaceae
Product: ribosome biogenesis GTP-binding protein YsxC
Exons: 1
Coding region: 1-1191 (396 amino acids)
Cellular component (GO): mitochondrion
Molecular function (GO): GTP binding
Source: RefSeq, a predicted model, not a curated record
AUGUCUCGACGCGCAUCCUCGCUUUUAUGGCGAACGCCCGUAGCAGCCUCCAUCAGAGCCAGCACACGCAAAUAUACAUCUCGAAGCCAAAUACCGCCCGCACCAAACCCGACCAACCCUCAAAACCCUCAAAACACUCAAAGCCCUCCCACGAAACGUCCACCACGGCAGUCGCUUGACUCUCCCGCCGUAUUCAGCAGCCUUGUCUCGUAUGCAUCGUCGCCCUCGACGCUCAGCACGGAUUGCCCUGUAGGGUCCAACACCCGCCGUGCCAGAGACUUUUUCAAGGCUGCGAGUUUCCUCUACUCGGCCGCCGAUUUCAAGGACCAUCCGUACAAUGUGCAAGUGCCCGAGGUAGUCAUUCUCGGCUCCUCCAACGUCGGCAAGUCGACCUUUCUCAAUGCGCUGGCCGGCCGACCUGGCAUAGCGCGCACCAGCGCGCGGCCCGGCCACACGACGCUCAUGAAUGCGUACGGUCUCGGCCCCGCGCCGCCGCCUCCGCCGCCGUCUUCUCCCCCCGACAGCACGACGACGGCGACGACAACACCUCCUCCUCCUCCUUCUUCGCCAUCGCCGCAGCACAGCCUCAUCGUCGUCGACACGCCGGGCUACGGCUUCCGCAGCCAGGCGACAUGGGGCGAGACCGUGGUGCGCUACCUCGGAUCGCGCAAGGCCCUUCGCGGCGCCGUUGUUCUCGUCUCGGCGGAGAAGCGGCUCACGCCCGGCGAUCGCUGGGUGCUCGAGGCGCUGGCCGACGCCGACGUGCGCACGCUCGUCGUCGUGACCAAGGCGGACAAGGCGGACAAGGCGGCGGCGCGCCGCGACAAACAGGGCGGGUUCUGGGCGGGGCCGUGCGCAGCCAAGGCCGAGGAGAUGCGGGAGGAGAUGCGCCGCGUGGAGAGGGGCGCGGGUACGGGCUGGAAGGAGGGCGCGGGCUGGUCGUCGGACGUGUUCGUGACGGCGGCGGGAUGCCUGCCGCCGGGCAAGAAGGCGUCCAAAAGGACGCGCGAUGCGGGCGACUGUGUGGUUGCGCAUGACAUGAGCGACAAGGCGGGCAUGGGCGCCGUGCGAGCGGCGAUUCUGGAAAUGGUUGGGCUCGCGGUGAAAGAUAAUGGUGCUGACCAGCAGCCCCAAAACAUUUCCUACACCGGCAAGAUUGUAUCCUUUGACGACAUUGUAUGGAAAUCUUGA